Molecule: messenger RNA, 3100 nt
Organism: Sardina pilchardus (European sardine)
Lineage: Eukaryota; Metazoa; Chordata; Actinopteri; Clupeiformes; Clupeidae
Exons: 5
Coding region: 272-1258 (328 amino acids)
Source: RefSeq, a predicted model, not a curated record
AACAAAGGAAUGGAUCGUAUCGGGAUUUAUCUCAGGUUUUGUUCUUCAGGCUAGUUGAGUCCGUUUUCUUUUUCUUUGUUCGAUUUAGGAUCCUAGGCAGCACUGCGUGUGUGGGCACACAAUUGUACCCCUCCCCUUCUUUCCCUAGACCCCGUGGGUAUUUUUAGAGAUGAUGUUCCCAGUCAACUAACGUAACGGAAAGAAAACCUCUCAGCUGAAGAGUGAGCAAGGCGACAAAUGAAACACUGUCUCCGCCAGGAAAGAAACACCCAUGAACAUGAAAACUACAAGUUAUAUUUUUGUGGGUGCGCUGGUGAUUCUAUCCAAUCCAGGCAAAUUGUCAGGUCACACCACAAAACCACCACACACUGAGCCCCCAACUGCCCAGUCGGACGUAGGAGCACCCCACUCCAUCACCGCCUCCCUCUCCAGCCCCAGAGUGACUGCUGGAGAGGCAGCCUCGAGUGCUCCACCACAAGAGCAAACCUCUCAUCACGCUGCCACUCUCCCCUCCCCGUCAGAGGCAACCCACGUCACUACUGCUUUGUCACCAGAACUUAGCAGUGUCUCUGGAGGAAGGACCGAUGCAGCUACUCUACAUACAACAGCCUCCCUCCACACCCUCUCAGUCCUCCCACAGAAUGACUCCAGUCUCGGCCCUAAGCCAGUUCCCUUCACAGCAUCCUCUGCUGUUGUCACGUCAGUUCCCCCAGGGAGGGGCAUCACCCCCACAGAGCUGACCACCAUUCCUGCAGCAGCACCUAAUCAGACUGAGAGUAAUCACUUGAACACAGACACCUCAGCGCUUGCCAUCCUACCUAUCCAGACGACACCUCAAUCUACCCAUAUCCCUGUGUCUAGCCAGACAACCCGUCAGCCAACCACCAAGUCAGUGCCUGUAGGGACAGCUGUCGAAAUUACCUCCCUGCCACCAACCCCUUCUCCUACCCAACUCCUCACGACAGAGGCGCCCCAGACACCUGACCAUCUCUCGGUGGCUCCCCCCAAACAGCAAGAGCCUCCCCAGUUGGAUGUUGGUGACGAGGAUGCAGCACAUGAGGGCCACCAUCCUGCCUCACCGCUGGACCCCAUCCUUGCAGGACUGGUGUCCGUAUUCAUCGUCUGCACUGCAAUAGCCUCUGUCAUGCUCUUCCUCAAAUUCCGCCAGCGUAAUGAGCACCCCGAGUUCCACCGCCUGCAUGAUCUCCCCAUGGAUGACCUGCUGGAAGAUACACCUCUCUCAAGAUACACCUACUAGCCAGCAUAUCUCAAGGUUAGGGGUAAAAGGAGCCUGAAAACCACUGCCACUGACUGCUCGUCUUGCCUUCUGAUUAAGGAGAAUUUAGAAUUUAGAGUUUAUUUUCUAGACUUCACCCUCACUACUGUCAUUUCAACAGUCAUUAUUUAGAGCCCUAAUUUGCAAAGUCGAGCAACAGCUAGCAAAAGUGCCUUGUGCUUGAACUAAAGCUAUUAUGUGGCAUGUGGCAACAUUGCACUGACCCAUCUAUGUCUGCGCUUUACACAACUUUACACAACUUUACACUUAGUCUGUCAUUUAAAUUGGGACCCUUAAUCUAAUAUAACAAACAAUCAGAGAUUCAUUUUUGAGGAGUAUAUGAUCCAAGGGAUCAAGCAUUUAGUCCAUGCCUUUCCUAUUGUGGUACCUUACGUGAUUGGGCUGUUUAGAUGCCCAUAUUGCCAAAUAACACAAACAAUGCUUGAAUAAUAAAUUGUUUGACUGAAAAUGUAGUGAGAGAGCAAAACAAAUGGUGUAAGAGACAAUGCUGGUCAUUAUGUGAUUUUUUAUCUUGAGAGAGAGAGGAACAUUUAUGGUAUGUGUACAAGGGUGCAGUAUAUACUAGGAUUUUUGGUAAUUGAUGUUUGAUGUAGCUGUUCAUAAACACUGGUACUCCAAUGUAUGUUUCUUCACCUUAUCGGUAAUCAUGUGUGUUUAAAUUUGAAAAAGAACAAAGUUACAAUUGUGUUGUGGUGACUUAUCCAAUUCCAGCCCUAAAAGGCCUGGUGUUGUAUUUAAUUGGUUAACAGCUAGCAUAUCCUUAAAAUGUCAAAAAGAAGCUGCAGUUCUGUUGAUCAGGUCCAUUGCCAAAGUGUUCUCAGGUCAGUUGCCUAUAUGAGGUUUUCAGGGAAGGCUUGCUACCAUAACAUAUAUCAGUGCCACUGUCAACAUAUUGUUGAAUGCCCCCAGAUUCGUAUGCCUUUAAUCUGAUAUAAGAGAAGAGAAGAGAGUGACAGUUGUGGGAGAGAGGGAUGGGGUGGGAUUGGGAAAUUCUGUAUGUGGUAUGGGCACUGUAGCCAGUUGCGCCACAGUUUUGUACAACAUUUUCUGUUGCAUACAUGUACUGCUGUUUUUCUUGUAAUCUUUCCUUCAUCUGUGCUUAGACUGGCCCCUCUGCAGUGGCAACAAUUCAAUUCACCGCAUUGAUUCUUGAUAUCUAGCAACACUUUAGUAUUUUAGGAAUCGCUUAAGGAAUACACCAGAAAAUCUCACCUCAUCUCAGAAAGUCUCAUUUAAUGUGAACAGUAACUUCCAGCUGAAAUAAGUAAAAGGCUCAGUGACAAACUAACCAAAACUUUUGGGUCUGAAAUUAUGUUAGCUGCCUCACUGAUCGAGUAAGGAGCAUUGGCAUGAGUUGACUUAAAGGCAUUUUCCAGGCAGUAGUUACGAGCAGGUAGAUCAUACAAAAUGCAAAAAUGAAGGAAAAGGUUCUAAUUUAUAAUGUACUGUAUAUGGAGUUGUUCUGCUAUGUUCUGUUUUGUAGCUGUUUUUUUUUUUUUUUUUUGAUAUAUUAAGUUGCCUAGAAAAUGCAACAUAUUUUGGUAUAGUUGAUACACUAUGGAAUUAUCUGUAUUUGUAAAAAUGUUCACCUGUUUUGGGAUGCACAGAAAUAUGUUGCCUUAGGCUUAUACUUGACUCCCGUUUCAUGAAAAAAAAAAAAAGGAUCAACCCCAAAUAUAUUGAAGAUGUGCUGUACACAAGUGUUGUAUCCUUGUUGCAGGUGACAAGUGCCAAAAUGUGGUUAAAUGUAAAAUAUGUUGCAUAUAUAUAUGUGAAUAUAUUGUAUAAAAGCUCAAGUUUAGA